Molecule: messenger RNA, 2374 nt
Organism: Apis florea (little honeybee)
Lineage: Eukaryota; Metazoa; Arthropoda; Insecta; Hymenoptera; Apidae
Biological process (GO): sensory perception of taste; chemosensory behavior; male courtship behavior
Cellular component (GO): membrane; neuronal cell body; axon
Source: RefSeq, a predicted model, not a curated record
UUUUUAAGUAGUACAUACAUAAUUUUUUUUCGGACAUAAAAAAUGAUAGAUAAAUCAUAUUGGUCUCGAAAUAUGUAUCGUUUAAGUUUGCUAUUUUUUUUUUUCUUCAAAUUUGCCGGUCUUGCCACGUUUUCUUUAAAUAAUCAGGCAAAUUUAAACAAGAACUCGGAAAAUAUUAUGUUUUUUAUCAGUUCUAAAUUGGGAAUAUUUUACAAUUUGUUUGGCAGCUGUCUAAUAAUCCUAUUGGGUUUGUACUCAAUACAAGCAACAAUAUAUUUAAAAUUUGUUCACAAAACAGAUGUAACAUGUAUCAUAGAAAUUUUCCAAAUAAUAUUAGGCAGUUUUGUUAUAAUCUCAACUUUAUUAUUUUAUUGUAUAUUUGAAUCGGUUAUCGUAAAAAUUGGAAAUUAUUUAAUUAAUAUUGAGAAUGUGUUGCGUCGCUUGCAACAACCAUUAAAUCGAAGACAUAUUUUUAAUAUUUUAUUUCUCAUCUGUUUAUUUAUAUUAAUCUUAUUUAUCACUCUCUUGAUUACUGAAAUCAAACUUUUCAAUUCUGAACCAGUAAUAAAAUUAAUGGGAGAUUUUAUACCUUUGGUCUUUGUAGGUUUGCUUUUCAUUCAAUAUUUUUUCGUGCUUAAUUUAAUAUAUGUAAUUUUUGUAAAAUUAAAUUGCAUUAUACAAAGCUUUUGUCGAAGUAGAUGCGAUGAUAUAAAUUUAAAAAUUUUGAAUCAGACUCAAUGUGUGUUCAUGAGUUAUUCAAGAAUUCAUCUUUUUAUUCAAAUUCGAAACAUUUACGAUCAUCUUUGCGAUAUUUGCAGAGAAGUUUCAGAUUUUUAUUCUUUUUCCAUUCUCACAGCACUCUCUUUUAUUUUUUUGGUAAUAUUAUACAACCUUUAUUAUCUUUUUUUACUUUUUAACGAUGAGGAAACAAAUUUUUUACUUAUUACAAAUACCAUAAUUUGGAUAAUAUUGCCGUUGUCUCUUCUUGCUUUGUUAACUUCGAAGGUAACCAAAGUGAUAAACGAGACCGAAAAAACUGGAUAUAUUAUACAUGCAUUGUUAAAUUGUACGAUCGAUCGAGAAACGAAAAUAGAGCUCGAACAGUUUUCACUUCAAUUGCUACAUCAAAAAGUGAAGUUUACAGCGAAUGGAUACUUCACAUUAGAUAACAUUCUUUUUCAUUCGAUGAUUAAUACAGUAACCACGUAUAUGGUGAUUUUGGUUCAAUUUAAAGAGGAAGAUUCGAAAAUACACUUUAAUUUCUGCAAUAACACGCAAUGAUUAUCGUAAAAAACACAGUUAUCUUACAAAUUGAAUAUUGUUUGGAUUUUUGAUACUUGGAAACAAGAUGAGAAGAGAGGAUACAUAGGAAAUUUAUUUGGGACAUGUAUAAGAAUUCAUUUCUCCGUUUUAUCCAAAAACGUUUAUCCAAAAACGUUAAUAUAUUUUAUAAAUAUAAAAACAUUAAAUAUGUAAAAUAAAGAUAAAUUGAGAGAAAUGAAUUUUGUAUCAUAAUCAAUACUGUAUUUUUUUUUUUCUUUUUUUUUUUUUAUUAAUCAGAAUUUAUCAGCAAUUCCGUUAAAGAGGACUAAUACAUCGAUUGCAUGCAUGGCAGCGAAUUAUAUGAUUGCAGCUGAUUAUAUACAUUGUUGCUCGCAAUGAGUUUCUUCGCUUAUGUGUGUAUGCACAUUAAUAGUCACAAUUAUGUGCAAUUUGUUUAUCCUUUAAAAAUCCAAAUACAUACUGCUUAGUUAUUAACAAAAUUAUUCAUUACACAUUUUUAUUCAUGAUGAAAAUUAAAUGAUAUCGAGAAUAAUGAACUGUAGUAUAUAUAUAUAUAUACAAAACAAACUGGUAAUAAAACCUAUAUAUUUGAUACUAUACGAUAUUAUGCUUAAAUUUAUAUUUUAUAUUUCUACGCUUUCAUCAACUUCGAUCGAUCGAUCAUUAUUUUUGAAAAAUCUUUGGUAUUUCAUUGUGAUUAUGCUGGACUAGAUCUUUUAAAUAAUGCACAAUAUACACUUAUGAUAUUUUUAUAAAAAAGACGCAGUAAACAUAUUUGCGAUUUUUAUAAAAUAUGCAAAUUAAAUAUUACUAUAUGCAACUAAUAUAUUAUCUAGUAGAAUACUGUUUCGCGUUUCUUCAUCAUUUUAUUAAUUUUUUACAUGUAUCUUUUAAAGAAGAGUUUCAUUUAUCUCGCGCAUGAUAUACAAAAUGGUGUUUUUUGUAUCUUUAAAACAAAAGACGCAAAUAAUGGUCUUUCUCAAUGGAAAAUCUAAUCACAACCAGUUAAUAUUUAAGCAGCAAUUUAACAAAUAUAUUUCUUAAACAUCGUCAGAAAUGUUCGCGUAUAGCUCCAAUUAAUGACUUCUUU